UUCUUUGAGAGUGAAAGAGAGUUUUGCAGAGAGAGAGAGAGAGAGUGUUUUCUUGGAGUGUAAUGAUGUGGAGGAGAGGGAAAAUACUGGGAAAGGGAGGUUCUGCAAUGGUGUAUGUGGCUGCAGUUGUUUUACCCACAAGAAGUAAUGAUCUACUACCUUCUCUCAUGGCUGUCAAAUCUGCCCCAUUCUACAAGUCUCGCUGCCUUGCCAAGGAAGAAAGGUUGUUGAGUGACUUUGCAGAUUGUCCUCACAUUAUCCGCUGUUUCGGGGAAGACCUUACGAUCGAAGAAGAUGGAGAGCAAUGGUACAACAUCUUGUUGGAGUACGCGGCUGGUGGCAGUUUGGCCGAUCGUAUUCAGAGUUUUGGCAGAGGAUUGCCUGAGAGCGAAGUCAGGCGUUUCACAAAAUCUCUACUUAUGGGUCUCAGUUACAUUCACAAGAAGGGUUAUGUUCACUGUGAUAUCAAGCCUCAUAAUAUAUUGCUUGUGGAGGAAAAUGAUGACUUUUCAAUGAGUUUGAACGGAAAGGAGAAAAGGGUUCAAGAAAGUACUGCAAAGAUUGCUGAUUUUGGGCUUGCAAAGAGGGCCGGAAAGAAACUGAAAGAAAAAGAAAACAAGCCGAGACUGAGGGGCACUGCUCUGUAUAUGGCCCCGGAAUCGAUUCUGCGUGAAGAAUAUGAACCGCAUGUAGAUAUUUGGGCAGUCGGGUGCACAGUAUUACAAAUGCUGACU
Camellia sinensis is the source of this 734-nucleotide messenger RNA. Lineage: Eukaryota; Viridiplantae; Streptophyta; Magnoliopsida; Ericales; Theaceae. The record is from RefSeq and is a predicted model, not a curated record.